CCUGACCAGAGCAGAAUAGAGUGGCACUAUGACUUCCCUGGAUUUGGACACUAUACUUCUAUUGAUGCAGCCUACAAUCGCAUUGGCCUUUUUAGCUGCCGCAUCACACUGUUGGAGAAUCUUUGCCCCUCCCUCAUAGAGAAUCAUGGGGGAAGCCUUGUCUCUAGGGAGUCCUAGCCAAUGCCUCCCAUGUCUCCCUAUGGGCGAGUGUGGGGAUGCCUGCCCUCCCUUGGCAGUCUCUGGAGGGGCACCCCUGACCCUCCCUCGGAGACCCCUCCCUUCCGUCUUGGACCAGCGCCUGGAAGGAUGCUUCAGGAAGACUGCAUCCCUGCGUUGCCAUGGCGACAGCCAACCGCAAGCCUCCCCGUCUCGCUUUUCCGCGUGCGUCGUCUCCUUGGCAACGGCGUCGGCGUCCUUUCGGUGGGGAGGAUGGAGCUGGACGGCCGAGGGCCGUCUCGGGCGCUGGGGCCGAUGGAGGAGGCGGAGCCAGGCCCGGGGGGGCAGCCCACUGGACAGGGGCCCCAGGCUCAGCCCCCCAGCCAAGAAGAAGAAGAGCAGCAGGAGCAGGAGCAGGAGGAGAGGGGGCUCCCCGGCUGCUUCCCGGUGGAGCUGCCCCCCUGCCACCGGCCCCACGGGGCCCCUCUGGGCGAACUGGUGGCCAGCCAGGCCCCCCCGCAGCCCCCCAGCGAGAGAGCCCCCCAGGAGAGCCCCCGGCCGAUGCCCCCCCCGAGGGAAGUGCCUGCUGGACAACUGGCAGGAGGAGAGGGCCACCAACCCCUUGGACCAGGUGCCUUGUCCAGAGAUGGGGACGGAGAGCUACGUCUUCCGAGGGGGACACCGGGGUCUCCUCACCCUCCAGGCCCAGGCCGGACUGGCCAGCGCCACCACCACCAAGGAGGCCUUCCAGACCCCCCGGAGGACCGGGCUGCCGGUCAGAGGCAAGCGUGAGGCCAUGAUGGAGUGGCUCCUCUACCAGAAACACAGCAAAGAGGUCUUUGCGGAGCAGGUGCAGGCCGCCCCCAGACCCAUGGAGUCCCAGUCCACCACUCACCGGGACUUCUUCCAGGAGGGCUUCGUCUCCAUGCCCCCAGCCCCCACCAAGCCGCACAACUACCGCCUGGAGCAGCCACAGACCUUCUGGAGGGAGAACGCCCAACGGGUGACCGGCGUCUCUUGCAUCCGGACAGAGGACACCCCCUUUAAGAAAUGUGCAGCCUUCACGACCCCCGCCGCAGAUUACCUGGAGCAGCCCCACGACCAAGAGACCUACCCGAAUUUCUAGUGGAAAUAAAAGGCAGUGGACUCA
Sceloporus undulatus (fence lizard) is the source of this 1306-nucleotide messenger RNA. RefSeq names its product sperm associated antigen 8 (gene SPAG8). The record is from RefSeq and is a predicted model, not a curated record. The coding region runs from base 146 to 1282 and encodes 378 amino acids. Gene Ontology annotation, biological process: positive regulation of transcription by RNA polymerase II. Gene Ontology annotation, molecular function: microtubule binding. Gene Ontology annotation, cellular component: cytoplasm; nucleus. NCBI's taxonomy places the organism in Eukaryota, Metazoa, Chordata, Lepidosauria, Squamata, Phrynosomatidae. The transcript has 7 exons.